CAGAGACAGAGGGUGCAGAGCUCACGGCAAAGCAAGCACAGCCUCUUCUGAUAAAGGAUGCUCGAGUCGUCUAACAGCGACGCCAAAUGUGCCAAGAUCCGCUAUGACUUUGUGGCCCGAAACGCCAACGAGCUGACAGUCCAGAAGGGUGAGGUGCUACAGGUGCUGGACAGUGAAAAGCAGUGGUGGCUUCUGAGGAACCGCAGCGGUCAGCUGGGCUAUGUGCCCUGCAACGUGCUGGAGGAGGUCAAAGCGGGAGAGCCGCAGUAUAACCGUGCUGCGCUCUUCAGCAGCCAGGCAGCAAAUCCAUACAAAGCUAGCUCUCCCCCUGCUCCGGUAAAUCAUGGAGAGAGUGUGGAGAUGAACAAAUCCUCGUGGGACAAAGACAGCCGUACCCAGCAGAAGGAGAUGAAUGAUGAGCUUCUGAAGAGAAUUACAGACAGUAGAGCUCAGCCUCCUGCUCGCAACUUCCGGGUGGAGCAUUCUGUCAGAACGGCUCCCAUCACCUACCAGUCUCAGCCAUACGAGGUCCAUGCCUGGCUCAAUGCCAAGGGCUUCUCCCGGCCGGUGGUGGACUGUCUGGGUAUUCUGACUGGAGCACAGCUCUUCUCUCUGAGUAAGGAUGAACUCAAGGCAGUGUGUGGUGAUGAGGGCUCUCGGGUCUUUAGCCAGAUCAGCGUGCAGAAGGCCCAGAUAGAGAGCAACAGUGGUGACUCUGAGCUGGAGGAAAUCAUGAGGCGACGGCAGCAGGAGGUGGACGCUUUUACUUGGGACUGAUUGCCUUCAAUCUGCCUGUCAAUCAAAACCCAGUUCCAUCCUGUCUUUUCAGGUUCACCGCUCACCUAAAACACCCCAACAUUCAGCACAGUGUGAAUGAAUAACUCACUGCAUGCCGUCACCAGACUCUGUAAUAUGCCACAUCUAAUGCUAGCAGUUCAACUGGGCAGCGUGAAAUGGAUUUUAAAGUUUGUUUAUGCUUAUACUGCAUUAUUUAUUCAUACAUGUUUGCACUGAAUAUGUUCAGAUGAAAUAGAGGAGGAUUAUAUGUAUAUAAUAAAGUCUCGCUAUUUACUUUUGUGGCUCUUCCUCCACACUUCAUCUAUGAAAACGUGUGGGGAUGUUCACGAAUACUCAAAAUAUUUCUGAUAUACUGUACCUCAUAUGACUAUCUGGUGCAUUAUCAGUGUGAAGAUAUGGGUGCUUGUAUGUAACACAAUAAAG
Messenger RNA from Pygocentrus nattereri (red-bellied piranha), 1221 nucleotides. RefSeq names its product epidermal growth factor receptor pathway substrate 8b (gene eps8b). Gene Ontology annotation, cellular component: plasma membrane; vesicle; ruffle membrane. The record is from RefSeq and is a predicted model, not a curated record. Gene Ontology annotation, molecular function: actin binding. The transcript has 7 exons. The coding region runs from base 58 to 777 and encodes 239 amino acids. Gene Ontology annotation, biological process: Rho protein signal transduction; regulation of Rho protein signal transduction; positive regulation of ruffle assembly. Lineage: Eukaryota; Metazoa; Chordata; Actinopteri; Characiformes; Serrasalmidae.